AUCACUUAUUUAUAUUCUCGUGAACACACGGAACCACCAGUCUGGCAGAAAAACAGUAUUGUAUUAUACAUAUCACAAAACAUUUUUUUACAUUUGUUCUGCCUCGGUCAGCAAUAUGAACGUUUUAAACUUUGACAACGGCUUUUAGUCUCCCCCACGUGUAUCUUGUUGGAUUCUACCGCUUUCCCGCAAUACGGUGGAUUUUUAACCUGCUUUUGAAUUUCGCUUGAACUGUCAGUGAUAUAAGUAGGAGGAACCUUUUUGGGAAAGCAGACCCAGAAAAGCAAGCAGUGACACAGAGUUCACAGAUUCAGGCAACAGUUUCCUUGGGAUUACUGAAGAAUCAGCGGCAUACAUGUACAACUACGGAAACCUGGGCAGAGGAAUUGAUCGGACCUUCCCAGAUAACAGCUCUGGAUCAGGCUCGAACUCUGCGACUCUCGCUACAAGCACCAACACAACUCAACAGCAACAGCAGAAGUAUUCUGUGGCAGGAUCCAGUCAGUUUGUGCCCAGUCUCAAUGCCAUAACUUCAAACCAGGACCUUCAAUGGAUGCUUCAGCCCUCCAUUCUAGGGACCCCGGGACAUUCCAGGCCACUUCGACCGUCUUACCCACUGCCACCUAGAAUCCCAUCUAUGAAUCCUCAACUUUCCCAUUCGCAUCUGACCCGGCCAGGUGUUAUUAGAGCAGCUAUGGCCGUUGGCAGCACAACAAGAAGCAGAAGCGAUGAACAUCUAUCACCUGAGGAAAUUGAGCGACGUAGGAUUAGAAGGGAACGUAACAAAAUGGCUGCGGCUAAGUGCAGGAACCGACGACGCGAACUGACUGACACAUUGCAAAACGAAACUGACCAGCUAGAGGAUGAAAAAUCACGUCUGCAGAAGGAGAUCGCAGAGCUCCAGAAAGAAAAAGAGAAGCUUGAGUUGGUCCUUGAAGCCCACAGACCCAUCUGCAAAGUCCAAGAAUCGGACUCAGACUCGGACUCCACCAGUGACCUCCGAGCGCUGAGCGGAAUCAAGAUCGAGCCUGUGGAUCCCGAUCUUCCCGGACCUUCCAGAGAAUCAAAGAGUUACGCCAAGCCUAGUAAACCCAAGCCUAAAAUCACCAUCCCACCUUCAGCUCCAGCCUCCACCGUUACCAGCGUACCUCUGGAUUCAGAGUCUCUUCAUACUCCUGUCCUCAUCUCCACUCCAUCUCUGACCCCUUUUACUGCCAGCCUGGUCUUCAGCUAUCCUUCAUCUUCAAUGGAUACCAGCUCUGCGACUUCAUCCCAAGCUCUCAAUCUCGCCGGGUCUCAUAGCACCAGCCAGCCUUCGCAUAACCCUCAGCCGUGUGGCGUCGCUCAUCGCCGAAGCAGCAGCAGUGGAGACCAGUCAGAUCACUCUCUCAACUCACCAACCAUCCUCACACUUUAAUUUCUCAUCUGCUGAGCGAAAAAGUGUUUAUGACUUCCAAAGUGUCCUUACUACUACAUACAAGCAUAUAUGCUUUUACCUGUGUAUUCUGUUUACCUUUAUUCAUGGAAAAUACGAAUGCAUUAUGCGAAUACAGAAGCACAAGUUAAAGGUGAUGUGUAUAACGUCAACAUAGUAAGGGGGAGGUACUGGAUCUGAUGGAGCAAGUGUUCAGGAAAAGGUUUUUAGAGAUACACACGUCACCUUCAAGCAUGUGUAGUGCAAAAUGAAAGGUCUAAUCAUCCUUCAUAUGAAAUAGACUGAAAUUUUUUACAGCACAUAUGUAUAUAACACUGAAAAAGAAAACUGACUGACGUUUAAGCCAUAACGUUUGACUGUAGUGGCAUUAAUAAUAGUAUUAUUGAUUUAUAGUGAUUUUAUUCAACUACGUAUUUAGUGUAUUGGUGACGGUACUGUAGCGGUUAAAAAUCUGGCCUGCUAGCAAAAGGUUUAGAGGUUGCUUUGGGGGUUUGAGAGCUAGAACACAAUGUAGAUCUAUCACCAUUAUGCCUUUCAGGAUAUUUAAAGUGUCUAUUACGUUAUUUAUUGUUACGUUACCAGUUUUACAAACGUUAAAGUCUCGAUUGAAAUGUGGUUAUACUGUCUUGCUAUGCACAACGUAAUGUCUUGUUAUUAUAUGUGUUUAAUUGUGGUUUUAAGAAAUACAGCGUUAUAAUAACAGUGUAUGCUGAAUAAGCUAGUUUUAAAGAAACUGAAGGGAUGCAGCCUACCUGGUUCAUUAUUAGACAAACAAUGUCUACAACACCACAACACUGAGAAUGUGCACUUCAAUGACAGUUCACUGUUACACUGGUUACAAAAAUUAUAUUUUAACUUCACACUUCAGCUGUUACUCUACAGGAUGCUUUUCUCUACAAGUGCAAAGGUGUGUAAUUCACAGGCCAGUAGAAGUAAAUUAUGUAUACUUUAUGCUGUACUGAGUACACUAUGUUAGACUCUACUAUUGCUUGACCGCAUAUAGAUUUGUAUUUAUUUUUGAAAAAGAUAUUUUUUACUGAUUUCAUGUUGGUUCAUUUAAUAAGGAGAAAUGUUGCCUGUUAUUAAACAUCUAAUAAACAAUUACUGAAAAUA
Messenger RNA from Labeo rohita (rohu), 2548 nucleotides. It is a transcript of the gene fosl1a, whose product is annotated as FOS like 1, AP-1 transcription factor subunit a. Gene Ontology annotation, biological process: regulation of transcription by RNA polymerase II. Gene Ontology annotation, cellular component: nucleus. Gene Ontology annotation, molecular function: DNA-binding transcription factor activity, RNA polymerase II-specific; RNA polymerase II cis-regulatory region sequence-specific DNA binding. The coding region runs from base 356 to 1417 and encodes 353 amino acids. The transcript is spliced from 4 exons. The record is from RefSeq and is a predicted model, not a curated record. NCBI's taxonomy places the organism in Eukaryota, Metazoa, Chordata, Actinopteri, Cypriniformes, Cyprinidae.